ACCAUGGAGCAGACUCUCAUGCUGGGGGUGGAGGGCGUGAGGAAGACCAUCCUUCAUGGAGGGUCCUCUGAAAUGCCUCGAUUCAUCACCGGAACUAAGGUGACGUUCCACUUCCGGACCCAGCUGUGUGAUGACGAGCGCACGGUAUUGGACGACAGUAAGAAGGUGGGCGUGCCCAUGGAGGUGGUGAUCGGGAAUAUGUUCAAGCUGGAGGUGUGGGAGACCCUGCUCACCUCCAUGCGGAUCGGGGAGGUGGCCGAGUUCUGGUGUGAUGUCACGCACACAGGGCUGUACCCCAUGGUGGCGAAGAGUCUCCGGCGCAUUGCAGAGGGCAAGGACCCCGUGGACUGGCACAUACACACGUGCGGCAUGGCCAACAUGUUCGCCUACCACAGCCUGGGCUAUGAGGAUCUGGACCAGCUACAGAAAGAGCCUCAGCCGCUUUACUUCGUCCUGGAGCUCGUGAAGGUGGAGCAGCCGAGUGAGUAUGACCGAGAGUCCUGGGCCCUGAGCGAUGAGGAGAGGCUGAAGGUGGUGCCGCUGCUGCACGGGCAAGGAAACAAGCUGUUCAAGCAGGGCCACUACCCGCAGGCCGCCAACAAGUACAAGGAGGGCAUCAUCUGCAUCAAAAACAUACAAACCAAGGAGAAGGCGUGGGAUCCUCCUUGGCUGAAACUGGAAAAGAUGGCGCACACUCUCACACUGAACUACUGUCAGUGUCUGUUGCGUGUAGAGGAGUACUAUGAGGUCAUCGAGCACACCACUGACAUCAUCAACCAGCACCCAGGCGUAAUGAAGGCGUAUUACUUGCGGGCCAAGGCCCACAUGGAGGUGUGGAAUGAAUCUGAGGCCCAGGCGGACUUCCAGAAGGUUCUGGAUCUGGACCCAGGGAUGCGGAAGGUGGUGCGGAGGGAGAUGCAGGUGCUGAGCAUGCGCAUGGAGGAGAAGAGAGAGGAGGAAAAGCUCAAAUACAGGGGCAUGUUCUGA
Conger conger (European conger) is the source of this 987-nucleotide messenger RNA. RefSeq names its product aryl hydrocarbon receptor interacting protein-like 1 (gene aipl1). Lineage: Eukaryota; Metazoa; Chordata; Actinopteri; Anguilliformes; Congridae. The transcript has 6 exons. The coding region runs from base 4 to 987 and encodes 327 amino acids. Gene Ontology annotation, molecular function: protein binding; peptidyl-prolyl cis-trans isomerase activity. The record is from RefSeq and is a predicted model, not a curated record.